Molecule: messenger RNA, 1590 nt
Organism: Cyphellophora attinorum
Lineage: Eukaryota; Fungi; Ascomycota; Eurotiomycetes; Chaetothyriales; Cyphellophoraceae
Exons: 1
Coding region: 1-1590 (529 amino acids)
Source: RefSeq, a predicted model, not a curated record
AUGGCCCGCAACGUGACCUGGAUCAAUGAGAAUGUCGGCGACCCGCGGAAAAGAGCCCUGGAGCGGUCAAGAGCACUUUCACAUGCAGCGAAGUUCUCACAUCCCAAGAACAAGCCUGCGCGGCAGCCCGACAAGGACGGAGACGACAAUGCAUCUGGUUAUGUCAUCGACCACUCACAAACACCACUGCCGUUGGUCGCGUGGAAAGGUAACUCCGACCCAUUCAGCUCCACCACUGUUGCAGUGACCCCACGAAUGCACCAAGCUUUCGAGUUCCUGCGGGACGGCUUGAUUCCCAGCACACACUUCAAUGCCGGCUCAAAGCAGCAGCCAUGGUCCAGAAGGUUUCUGGCAUCGCGAACAAUGCGCAAGCAUAUCGAGUCCAUGUCCGACGAGUGGGCUGCGUUGGGAGAGAUGCUCCCACUUACUGCAGCCAUCUCGCGUCUGUCCGGUUCGCACGAGCUGCAGACCGAGACGGCGAAGUCGAAGAUGAAGAUCAUCCGGCGUCUGCAGACUGACAUGUCCGGUCUGAACAAUUCUGCCAUCAGGGACCAGUUGAUUAGUCUGACGAGGACGUUAUUUGCUGCAGCGACGUUCGAGAACAACUUUCCAGAAGCCAGAUUGCAUGGACUGGCACUUCGCCGCCUUUUGGAGCAGAAGAGCGCUAUUGAGGGCAUCGAGUCUAUUGAGAUCAGCCUCAUCUGGAGCUCCCUGUACUAUGAUGCGCAGAUCUCCCAUUGUACCGUGCAACUGUCGAUCUUUGAUGUUGACGUGUGGGCGCCGCUGGCGUUGAGGGUCGCAGCACGGCCUGUCUUCGAGUAUCUCGAGCCGCUGCGCGAGUCAGUCGCACAUUCGUUGGAUCCGAGCUUGAGAUACUGUCCCAUACUGAAGGAUGUCUGCAUCGAGAUCUAUCAGGUCGUUUGGCUGUGGGGUAGAGCGGAGCCUCUAAGUUCACAGAUCGAUGGGCCGAUGAUGAACGUGUAUCUCACAAUGAGCCACAACUUGUUCCAGCUUAAGCUUAGCAAUCACUUUGUCCGCCUCCGCGAAGCGCUCGAUGAUGGCAGCGACAUGGGCUCGACGCAGCUCGAUAGACAUCUGGAGGCCGCCAUGACGUUGUCAAUGAUUGCUUACCUUGCCUUGUUUACCGGAAAUCCACGGAUCGCUGGUCAGUAUAUGUGGCCGCGGGUGAGGCUGUUCACCUCGCUGCUGCACCACCACUUGACGAAGGCGACCGAGCGAGUCGCCUCGUCGGAGUCGUCAUCGUCGUCGAGAACUCUACCACUAGUUCAAGACCAGCCACAAAACAUGCUGCUCUUCGCCCUGUGGGUUGGAGCAACGUGGGAACAAAAUGACGCACUUGCAACGGCAGAUGUGCCGUCGUGGUGGUUUCGAGAGCGAUUCGUGAGAACCGCACAAGCUUCAGGCUUAAAGAACUGGAAUAUGAUCCGGGCCGUCGUAGACGGAUUCGUCCCAAACCGGUUUGCGAAGCCAAGAGGUGAGAGCUGGUUGAUGAGGCCCUUGCGACAGCGGUGGUUUGGGAAGACUGGGGGGCUGAUGUGGGGAGGUCAUCAUCGCUUGACCGACCAUUAG